AUGCCUUCAAAAACGAACCCCAAGUCUGCAGCCGCCGCUGCACUAAACAGAGAGGCCGACAGCAAUGCCUUCAUCAACGAAUACCUUGCAGACUGGGACAAUGACGACCCUUUCGCUUCCGACACGCCUGAGCCCGCCUCCGCCCCACAAAAGGCCGACAAUAAAGGCAAGAAGACCGACUCUCUCGGCAUUGACGAACAGAUCGACUUGACGAGAAAGCCGCGCGCCCCCCGUGUGAAGCUGGACGAGACCCGCCUGCUGUCGGAGAAGGGCAUCCCCAAGCUGCGCAAGAUGGCACCACGCAUCAAGUUCAAGGGGAAAGGGCACGAGUUUUCCGACGCCUCUCGCCUGCUUUCUUUCUACCAAGAGUGGUUGGACAACCUCUUCCCCAAGGCCACCUUCUUAGACGCGCUUGCGAUGGUCGAGAAAGCGGGACACAAGAUUGUAAUGCGCAAUGAACGCCAAAGGUGGAUUGACGAGGGGAAGCCGAAACCGACAAUCGAGGACGUGGACGAAGACCACCAAGACCAGCGUUCUUCGGCCCCAAGGCAGCCAAGCCGCAUUGCGCCCAUAUUCGAGCAGAUGGCUGGCCAGGACCGAGCGGGAACCCCCGCAGCAGACGACCUGUUCGGGGACGACGAUAUCUACAAUGCAACUCCGAGGGGCAGCACAGGGCCCUCCAGACAAGCUGCCCAGGAAGUUCCAGAUGACGAUGACUUAGAUGCUUUGAUGGCCGAGGCAGAAUCCAACACAUUGCAACCCCCCAAGGGACCCAGCACGACUACUCCGUCCUUUGGUAGCAUCUUCGGUAGCGGGUCUAACAACCGAUCUGCGCAAGCGUCUAGCGGUGAACCUGACGAUGACGAUCUGGACGCUCUGAUGGCUGAAGCAGAGACAUCAACAGCUACCUCCAAGCCCAGCCAAUUUGCAGCAAAGGGCAGCAUUUUUGGAAGCAGAAAUACAGCGCAGAAGGCCACGCAGGACAGAAACGCCGACGAGGAGCAUGAUAACGACCUGGAUGCACUCAUGGCCGAGGCCGAGGCCGAGGCGCAGGCGGCGCCUUCAGCAUCUGGCAAUAGAGUCACGCCGGCCGACGGGAAUGGCAAUAUCGCUAGAAUGGACAAGGCAAAGAAUCCCGGAGGGACUACCGACCAGGACAACGCAGAUGAUCUUGAUGCACUGAUGGCGGAGGCAGAAGCCCAGGCGCUAUCAACCACCAAUACUACUGCGCCGCCAAAAGACUCCAACCAGCGACCUCAAACUUUUGACGACGACGAAGAGGCAAUGGCCGAGAUGGAUGGGCUAUGGUGA
This is a messenger RNA of Lasiosphaeria miniovina, 1311 nucleotides long. RefSeq names its product replication fork protection component Swi3-domain-containing protein. Gene Ontology annotation, molecular function: DNA binding. The transcript has 3 exons. Bases 1 to 1311 code for a protein of 436 amino acids. NCBI's taxonomy places the organism in Eukaryota, Fungi, Ascomycota, Sordariomycetes, Sordariales, Lasiosphaeriaceae. The record is from RefSeq and is a predicted model, not a curated record. Gene Ontology annotation, biological process: DNA replication checkpoint signaling; DNA damage response; replication fork arrest. Gene Ontology annotation, cellular component: nucleus; replication fork protection complex.